Messenger RNA from Perkinsus marinus ATCC 50983, 1167 nucleotides. RefSeq lists its product as hypothetical. Lineage: Eukaryota; Perkinsozoa; Perkinsida; Perkinsidae. The transcript has 15 exons. The coding region runs from base 19 to 1167 and encodes 382 amino acids. The record is from RefSeq and is a predicted model, not a curated record.
UUACUAUACGAAUCUGCCAUGACGGAGUUGUCAAAGAGAGGGGCAUGGUCGAUUAGGAGGUCCUUGACGGUUAUGUUAUUGAGGCAAAUGAGGAGGAGUGGGAAGAUCGUUAAUCUCACGGAUGGUCGACAGCUGCUGGAGACAAACUAUCCUUGCCAAAUCGAUUUCUGGGGACGAGGAUACUCCAUGGCGACCAAUGUUGUUCGUGUAUCCGAAUUGGCGUACACAGCGGAGAAGGCCCUCAAAUUUCACGUCGUGUCGAAGUCAUUCCCCGACGGCUGCAAUCCCGACAGUCUUCCCGCUAGAGUCUCGGGGCUUUCAAUCGCCCGGCUAAAGAAUCGGUUAUUACGACCGCUGCUUUGCGAGAAUGAUAAUAAAGUAGUUGUUGCCCCGCGUGAGGAGGAAGAUUCCCUUUUCGAAACGGUCAAAUACGUCUCGGAACAGUCGGUUUUGAAUGCUAGUAAUUUCCAGCGUGUCGAUCCCCAAGCGGGAAUAAUGAUACGGGUCGCAACCGGCUAUUGUCAAGACGCUGCUCAACCUGCCGAUCCCUCUCAGCGGUCAUACGUAUACACUUAUCGGAUUACAGUCCAUAAUCUUCAUCAGAAUAAGUCUUAUCGUAUCCUCGCUCGAAACUACACCUUUCGAGAUGCUGAUGGACACGUCUUCGCCAAUAUCAAUCCAGGCAGUGAGGAGUCCAUGGGAGUGGUGGGGCUAACGCCUCUUUUAAGUCCUGGAGAGUCCUUUACUUUCCAUAGUGGAGUCAGGAUACCGACCACAGAGACGGGCACAUUCACGGGUUCGCUCGAAAUUGGUACCGAGAAGAAGAAAGUAGAAAGCACCGUCGAAACUGAAAGCGACUCCAACCAUUCGAGCACGAUGGACGUCAAACGAGAACGUUUGGAUGUGCGGUACCGAAAGUACAAGGAUGAGGCCGAGGAUACGUUUUUCGUCGCUCUACCUGAUGUGGCCUUUCGGCCUGCCGCGGUCGCUGUAAAAUUACAGGAUAAUUUUGAUAGAUUUCGAUAUUUUGCGGAGCGCGCCGAGCACCUGUCCGCUUUGGGUCACACUGACGAGACAGCUGAUGACGACUAUCCCGAAACGACUCGGCGUAGACCUCACAAACGGGGAGAUGCAGGUGAUUCUAAAGAAGGAGGACCGACAGGUUGA